UUAGUAUGGGGUUGGACAAGAAAUAUAUAAUUCCUUUGGUUUCUACACUUUGUGUGAUUGCUAUAGUUUUACCAAUAGUGUUAGUUGUACCUCAACAAGCAAGCGACCAAGGUGUGGAAGAUGCCUUUGUGGAUAAGAUUGAAGCAAGCGUAAACCAAGGGGUUCUGGUGGGCCAACUUACCCCUGAGGCCGGAAUGUUUCUCGGGAUCCCAUUCAGUCAACCCCCGGUCGCUGAUUGGCGGUGGCGGAACCCACGUGACCCCGUAAACUUCCCCGGCGGCCAAUGGGACGCGACCUACACCAGGCCUGCCUGCCCUCAAAUAUGCGACCAACCAGCGUCGGAAUAUUCUUGUCCGCAUGAGACGAACGAGGAUUGUCUUUACUUGAACGUGUGGGUGCCUCGAAGAUUAGCGACCAAGGUUUCGGGCAACUCCGUAAUCGAGGAUAAUCAUUACAUGUUGGACACCCAAAGUGGACAAUCGCUCGCAGUCAUGGUUUGGUUUUAUGGUGGAAACUUCUUGAACGGCGCUGGGUCGUGCGUUCUAUACGAUGGACGAUUUAUGUCGAACCUCGGCGACGUCAUCAUAGUAACUACAAAUUACAGGUGAUGCAUUUAUAUCCAUGCCAC
Messenger RNA from Ciona intestinalis (vase tunicate), 628 nucleotides. The record is from RefSeq and is a predicted model, not a curated record. NCBI's taxonomy places the organism in Eukaryota, Metazoa, Chordata, Ascidiacea, Phlebobranchia, Cionidae.